AUGGCAUCCUCUCUACCUUUAUUUCCUCGUUUUGUCUUCACUAUCUUUGAGCCCAUCUCACUCCUCGGAGGUUUCUUGGGCCCCUUCCUUGCUCCAGCAUUCUUUGUAUCCUCUCAAGUCGCUACGUCUCCAGAAGAAGCGCACGAUCUCCUCCCCAGCGAGCAUGUGCUAGCUCUUCAGCUCGGCAAUGCCUAUCUUCUGCUCGGGUUCCUGGGACUCUUCAUCCUCAACACCACCGACGAGCUCAAGACCGUCAAGGCGUAUCUGGCUGCUCUGUGGCUUGGCGACAUCGGCCAUAUUGCCGUGACGGCAUGGGCGAUGGGGUGGGAUGGGGUUGCGGACGUAGGCAGCUGGACGGCAGUGGCUUGGGGUAACAUUGCUGUGACGGCGGGCUUGUUUGCUGUGAGGUCGCUGUACUUUCUGGGAUGCUUUGGAGAGGGAUCGAGCGUGCGGGCAAAGAAAGAGCUAUAG
Molecule: messenger RNA, 471 nt
Organism: Aplosporella prunicola CBS 121167
Lineage: Eukaryota; Fungi; Ascomycota; Dothideomycetes; Botryosphaeriales; Aplosporellaceae
Exons: 2
Coding region: 1-471 (156 amino acids)
Source: RefSeq, a predicted model, not a curated record